Molecule: messenger RNA, 5950 nt
Organism: Spodoptera frugiperda (fall armyworm)
Lineage: Eukaryota; Metazoa; Arthropoda; Insecta; Lepidoptera; Noctuidae
Gene: Drl-2
Product: tyrosine-protein kinase Dnt
Exons: 14
Coding region: 264-2066 (600 amino acids)
Biological process (GO): multicellular organism development; protein phosphorylation; positive regulation of kinase activity
Cellular component (GO): signaling receptor complex
Molecular function (GO): protein kinase activity; ATP binding
Source: RefSeq, a predicted model, not a curated record
AGUGCGGCGCGGUACCGCGAGCGUCAGACUUGUGUCCGCUUGUGAACGCAUCCGAAACGCCGGCUUCCGAAUUCGAAAAUUUUCCGUUUUAAAAAGAAAAUGUGAGUCUUUUAAAAGUAAACAACAUCUAUGGUUCAUUCCAAUUUCAAAUACGUAAACCGUUAAAAUGGAUACGACGUAAACAAACAUUUGAUUUAAGAAAAAAAUGUGUUAAAAUGUACUCAAAAGUGAAAAUAAAAUGACUGUAAAGUGAUGUGUAUGUAAUGAUGGCUGCUAAAAUUCUUGUUAUCGCUUGGGCGGCCUGGCUCGCGUUGCCAUUGGCAACGAGCCAUCUAAAUGUUCUCAUCAGCCAAGCUGAAGUAAUGAAGUUGUUAGGUCUAGACGCCGAACUCUACUACGUGAGAGAAGGCGUAGUUAAUAAAUACGCGACCGGCUUCACCGUGCCCGUACCAGCGCAUAUUGCAGACUUGGAGUUCAUGUGGCAAGCGUUGGGCGGGAGACCGCUGCCGUACGUGAUGGGUAUAGACUACGAGAGCCGGGGCGCCAUGCUGCCGCCGCAAGUCAAUAUAUCUGAGCGAGGGUUUGUGCCUACCACCCUACAGACUUUUAGGGUUCGUUUGCCGUGCACUGGCGUCAGGAGUGCAGAGAUCCUAGUAACUAUGCAGCUCAACAUAUCGGCACCCGAUCGAGCGCAUAAGGACGUGCGGUUGAUAUUCAAAAGGAACAAGAUUUGUUUGAAAGGUCUAUCAACAGUAGUGACACACAAUGAAACAGCUCGGCUUGCUGGUGACGCGUCACAAACAUCUGGUGGCGUACUAUUUGCUGCCGGUGGCUGUGCAGCGGCUGCGUUAGCGCUGCUCACCGCUGCAGCAGCUGCGGGGACCCUGUACAAGAGAGGCAGUAAAGCGAGGCAUCAUGAUUCUAUACACACAUCGUAUACAACAGCUGCGUACGGGAGUCACCAGAAUGUUCUUCUAAGGCUCGAUACUCUUGGAAGACCACCGAGUUCGACAGGAUCUUAUGCCACCAUUGCCAGCUUACACAAAUUUCCUUUUGGCAGUCGUCGGUCACCGUCUCCUUAUGCGACCACACACAUAGGAGAACAUGUAUACGCUAAACCGGAGUCAAGAGUAUCGUAUUAUGCUGCGUCUAAUCUCACACAUGUCUCACAACAAACUAUAACCAAAGACCGUAUCACGGAUCCUGCAGAACAACUCCGACUCCUAACGACUCCUCGUUCCAAUAUUCGCUUAGAGAUCCUCGUCCAUGAAGGUACCUUCGGCAGGGUCUACAAAGGAGUCUUCAAGAAAGGAGACACGUACGAAGAAGUAGUUGUCAAGACUGUUACAGAUGCGGCAUCAGCAAUGCAAGCAGCAUUACUAGUGGCUGAAGGUUUACGACUGUUCAGUCUAGUACACACGAACGUGUUAACUCCAAUGGCGGCCUGUGCUGAGGAAGCGAGGAAGCCACUUCUAGUAUAUUGCUGUCCAUCUCAUUCUUCUAAUCUUAAAAGGUUCCUAACAUCAUGUCGGCUGGGCCACCAGGCGGCCCCGGCUACACGAGAGUUAGUGGACUUAGGAGCUCAAGUGGCCUGCGGCCUGGCGUACUUGCACGUUCAGCGAUUAGUACACGCUGACAUUGCCGCCAGGAAUUGUGUGGUGGACGAGAAAUUAAGGCUGAAGGUGACAGACAAUGGUCUAUCAAGGGAUCUGUUUCCUGAUGACUACCAUUGUCUGGGGGACAAUGAGAACCGCCCCGUCAAAUGGAUGGCUCCUGAGACACUGCUGCAGAAUCAGUACACUACGGCUUCUGAUGUGUGGUCAUUAGGAAUAACUUUAUGGGAACUGGCAACUCUUGGCGCGUCGCCAUUGGCUGAGCUAGAUGCAGCUGAUGUAGGAGCGUUCCUGAGUGGAGGAUACCGACCUUCGCAACCGCACAACUGUCCUGAUGAACUGUACGGCUUAAUGUCUUGGUGCUGGACCCUGGCUCCUCCAGCCAGACCAACAGCUCCUCAGCUCCUAGCAGCUCUUCACGACUUCAGGCAAGCUCUCAGCACUUAUAUCUAGAUCUAGACAAUUUACAAUUUCUACCAAAGUUUUCAAUCUAGUCUUAAUCCAUACUUGUCAAUUUCUCUUAAACUCUUGGCACUAUAUUUUCCGUUUUCUUCAAUACCAAUGUGCCUGCCAAAGUAUCAAAAUUAAUAACAUAAAAAAUCGCUUUUAUUUUUAAAACCAAAAUGUAAAUUCUGGCUUAAUAAUGACCUUGUAAUUCCCGGUAAGAUAAUGAUAAUGAUAAUUUAAAUGAUUUUAAAAUGUUUUAUUUUCAUUAAAAAUAUAUACAAUAAAAAAUAGACAUUGUACAUUAACAUGCUAACGUUAGGAAUUGAUGUGAAAUGUAUAUUUUCAAAUAAAGUUAAAAAAGUGAUAUAUUUAAUAAUAAUUAAAUCAUAAUUUCUUAGUAAACGACUUUGAGACGCUAGGUGAAAGUAAUUAUUAUAAUAAAAUAAAAAUUUGAAUACAUUUGAAUGGAAUACCAAAAUAAAAAUAAACAUUGAUGUAUUUAAUAAUAAUUUAGCACAAAAAUUAUUAUUAAGAAAGUAAAAAUUUAAAAUGUACAGUUUUCUCUUUUUACCCAAUUUGGUUAAGGGAAAAAAGUCUUGAAUAAUGUCUAGAUUUAAGGAGUUCUUACUCAUUACGUGGUAAAGACUAAGAAAUAAUUAAAACGAUGGACUAAUUAAAUUUAAAUACUUUUUAAUGAUCGUCUAUUUAUCUAUUACUACUAGUAAUUAUAACAUAAAAAUAAUCUAGAUGCAAUAAUUUCAAAGGUCCUCCAUACACAACACUGGAAAAUAUCUAAGAAUGGAAAUGAAAAGAAUCAAAAUAAAAUUAAUUUCGACUUAUAAUAAAUUCUUGUGUACAAUGCAGUACUAUAGUUAAUUGCACAAAAAAUAAAUAUAAAAUAACUUUAAAACACGUUGAACUGAAGGUACGUGCAAUUCAAAAUAACAUCGGCACCGGUACAAUCAAAUAGAAACCCAAUUUACUAGAGCAGAAGAUCGAAGAUAGAUCGUAGAGUGUAACUAAUUCUAAGCCUGUGUACAUACGGAUUCGAUGCAAAAGGAAUUUAAUUUUUGAUUAGAGAAAGCUGACGCUUUUUAAAUGGAGAAAUUGAUCGGUUAACCAAUGGCAGACUAGAAUACUUAUUUUGACACCUGUCAAAUUUGACAGCUGUCAAACAAGUAUUUUUAGUGAACUGUACUAUAUGGUGCUGCCAUUGAAUAAUCUGAUGAGUAUUCUUCAUUGUUAAAAAAUUAACUAUUAUUAUUGUAAGAAUUAUUAAUAACGUGGCCAUACUGAUGACUUCAGUUGAUUGCACGAGAACUUUGUAUCAUUGUUUCUAUUAAAUUAUCUCCUUGUUCUUACUGCUGUACUCAUAGUCAUUUAAUGGUUACUUAACGCAGUCCUUAGCAAUUUUUGGAACAUAAUCGUUACUAAAGAAUAGUUUAAGUAAUCGUUGAAUGACUCUGAGUGUGGUAAUAAGAGUUUAAUAAUUAUUAGACAUUGUUUUUUUAAACUGAUACUUUUGUGUCUCUAUAGUGAAGUAACUGAAUUGUUUUAUUUUUCGGCUAACUAAUGUAAUCAUCAUCAGUCUUCUCAUGAAAGUUAUAAUAUGAUCUUAGUAACAUUUUUAAUACAGAGUUAUCGUGCAAUCAAUAUGAAGUCUUUAAUAAAUCUAAGUACUAAUAUAAGAAUCCCAGUUUCAUUUUCUUUGAUCACACAGUUUUAAAAGAAAACAAAUUUCUUCUUCUCAUUGAUUUAAAUAAAAUACCCUUAUUUUGUUACCUCUCAAACUGGGCCCUAACUAAUUCAUUUAGGAUUAGGUGAGUUUUAAAACUAAGUCCAAAGAGUUAAAUCAAAUCAAAGAGACUUCCAAAGAAUUCCUAAUUCCGUACUAAUUCAAUUUAGGUAAUCACUACAGUCACUAAAGAUCUCGAAGAAAUUAAUUUUGAACCUUAUACCAAAGUAAUUAAAUCAGUAUUUAAGUGAGCCGGUGAGGCAUUAGGAAUAAGUAAAAUUAAUUUAGUUUUAAGAGUUCCUGAGGACUUCUAGUCCGUCCAGGCCAGCAAAAAGGAUCAAACACCAAAACAGUAGUUAGUUCAUGGCUUUGUUAACGACGGGCUUCAGGGAAUUUAAACUUUAUCUCUCUGUUAUGAAAGUUUAUAAUCCAUUGAUUUAUUUUUUUAUAGUACGACUAAAUAAUUUUGGUCCUAUAUAUGUGCAAUAUUAUUAAUAUUAAGUACGAUUUUUUUUUAGUGUACUUUAUUUUAUCGUGUGUCACAAAUGUACAGGUUGUUUCAUUUGUUUAAAAUAAAUUCUUUGAAGCCAAAAUUCCGUACGACGAGCAUGAAACAGAAAUAUUUGUCUAUUAUACCACAAUUAUAAAUAGAUGUUAUACUGUAAUCGAAUGUAUGUUAUAGAUAAAAUGGAAACUGAUCAAUGAUAGCGAAAUAUAUUGUAAAUAAUAAAGUAAUAUUCGGUAAUAAUUAAUAAUUAUCAUAUUUUUUGUACUAAAAAGUGGAACUUUUGUUGGAGUAGACGUAUUUCGAUUUGAAAAAUUCAGUAUCGAACUGAAUCAUUGCGAUUGUCUUAAUAUAUCUUAAAUCUGUACCCUUAGUAUGAGUUUUCUUUACGUUUAAAGUAAUUGAAACGAGAGCGCGUUCGGCGCUCUCAUUGGCCGGCUCGAAUAAUCCAACCAAUCAGAGCCGAACGCGCUCUCGUUUCCAUCAUGUCAAACGUAAAGUUAACUCUUACUAAGGAAACUCUUUUCUCUAAGUGUAUACCUAUUUUCACUUAUCUAGUGUUGCUCGAAUUUCCCUUCACUUAAGCUAUUGAAGAAUUAAAUGUUUACGUUUAAGUUUCUAUUAAUAUUUUGUUGAACUUUAUCGUCCAUUUUAAAACAGCUGUAAUAUACAAUAUCGUAGAUUUUUGUUAUUUAUACGCAGUUUAUGUUAUGCCAUUGUUAAAUGACUGUCAACUUUACUUAGCUUAAAUAUAAAGCGGAAUUUAGCUUGAGAAGAGGCAAAAAUGAAAAAUAAUGGACCGAAGAGUACCCUGUAACUUUUGAUUUGAAAUUUUGUAAGUAAUGUAUGUACAUGCUAUGCUAUCUAUAUUACGUAAACUGUAUGGAAAACGCGUUAUGGAUAAUACAGGGUGAAAAACUCUUAGGCAUUAUAAUGCAUUAGACGUGUCGAAUGGAAAAAACAAUUGGGUUGCGCUUUUCGAAUUAGCUUGUAAUUUUUAACAUUUCUGCUAUCGUAAUAUCGUUGUUGUGACAUAAAAAUCUAGUAAAUGUAUUCCUUUCUUUUUAAUAAUUCCGUGUUUUUUAUUUACAAUAAAUGUUCCAUGUUGUCCACUGAUAAAUAAAUAAAAAUGUCAUAGAAUAUUUUUAAGAACAUGCUGUAUGAUAAAUUCUAGAUUUAAAACGAAAUGUCAUUUGAAUGUAAUAGAUGUCGCUAGAUUACUAUUUAAAAAUGGAAUAUUCAGAUUUAAAAAAAUUGUAUUAGAAUCGUGCCCUUUAACUGAUAAGUACUAACUUCUCUCUGUUCUCCUAAAAACUUGACUUUCCUUUCUCCUUUUCUCGAAUUUUCUUCAUAAAAAUAUUGCUAAAAAUAAUAUUUUUUUAAAUACCACCGAUGAAUAUUAAAUGUAAGAAUUUAUAAAUUUAUAGAUUGAUGUGUGGAAUAAAGUUGUAUGGGAAUUGAAGUCAUAAUAUAUGACUAGAGUGCCAGACGAAUGUGAUUUUGUAUGUUAAUGUUACGAUGUGUUUAAAUGUUAGUUAUAAGUGACGUAAUUGUUUAUUUAAUGAUAAGUGGAUGUAUGUAAUAUUAUGUAAUCGAUCUGGCUUCAAUGAUAAUUACGAUGAACGAAAUAAAAAUGUUAUUUUAUAAUAA